AUGGACGAGGUGAGAAAGAGAAAGAGUAGGAGCAAAACUGGGAUCAAAGGUUCGAAACCCACCCCUCUCAAGGUUCCCAAGGACUCUCACAACUUUACAAAGAUUAAACCUGUGAUUAUAUACCUCCGAUCUCCUGAAGUUAUACACACGCAGCCUGAAGAUUUCAUGGCGGUUGUGCAGAGACUCACAGGAUGUUCUUCGUCUUGUAGUCAAGCUAGGGAGGAGUUGAUUCUUCUUCAAACAAAACCUUUGGAAGAGGAGGAUGCAGCCUACAAAACCACCCAUGAGCUGGCAGUAUGGCCCAAAGAUUACCUUUCUGAAGUGUUUUCUCCGCCAUUGAAUUCUGUUGCAGAAGAAUUGGAGUUUGACAUGGGUUGGGAUAAAGAGCUACACUUGUUCUCUCCGCCCUCUUCCCCACUAUUUGAUUUCCCCUUAACGGAAUUACAGCCCUUGAAUUGUCUCUAUGAUGCGGACAAUCCAUAUAUUACCAAUAUUGAAAUGGUGCCCUAUUAA
Messenger RNA from Cryptomeria japonica (Japanese cedar), 513 nucleotides. RefSeq lists its product as uncharacterized. The transcript has a single exon. The record is from RefSeq and is a predicted model, not a curated record. Bases 1 to 513 code for a protein of 170 amino acids. Gene Ontology annotation, cellular component: nucleus. NCBI's taxonomy places the organism in Eukaryota, Viridiplantae, Streptophyta, Pinopsida, Cupressales, Cupressaceae.